AUGUCGUUGCUUGCUUCCCUGCCCGCGCCUGUGAAGACAUACACCGCUCCCGAUGCUCCUGCGCCGACGGGACCCAGCGGCGAGGAGACGCGGCGACCGGUCAAGGAGGUGCCUCCCUAUGGCCGGCGACAGGGAUUCGUGCCUCGCCGGGUGGACGACUACGGCGGGGGCGGUGCUUUCCCCGAGAUACACGUUGCCCAGUACCCCUUGGAGAUGGGCCGCCCCAACCAGCGGCCCGGCGGUGCGGGGCGCACGGACCAGACCGUGGCCCUGAGCGUGAAUGCGGAGGGCGAGGUGAACUACGACGCGGUGGUGCGGCAGGGCAAGGACGCGCAGAAGUGGGUGGCCACGACCCAUGCCGCGCUAGUGCCCAAGCUGGAGCAGCUCAACUCCGACAUGCCCCGCCCCGACGAGGAGGAGGUGGAGGCGGCGGCCAAGGAGACCGCGGCCGCGCUGCAGGCAGUGGUCUCGCGCAAGCAGGCGGCGGUGAACCCCAAGACGCUGCCCUCGCAGCCGGGCGCGCCGCAGUACAUCAAGUACACCCCCGCGCAGUCGGGGGGCGCACACAACUCGGGCGCGGCAACGCGCAUCAUCAAGAUGCAGGACAUGCCCGUGGACCCCAUGGAGCCGCCCAAGUUCCGGCACAUCAAGGUGCCGCGCGGGCCUGGGUCGCCCCCGGUCCCCGUCAUGCACUCCCCCCCCCGCGCGCUGACGGUGCAGGACCAGGCGGACUGGAAGAUCCCGCCCUGCAUCUCCAACUGGAAGAACAGCAAGGGGUACACCAUCCCGCUGGACAAGCGCCUGGCCGCCGACGGGCGCGGGCUGCAGGAGGUCCAGAUCAACGACCAGUUCGCCAAGUUCACCGAGGCGCUGUACAUCGCCGAGCAGAAGGCGCGCGCCUCACGGGGCCCUGGGCGCAGCGCGGCGGCGGCCCCCUCCUCACCCGAGUCGGAGGCGGAGCGGGAGCUCCCAGCCGCGCAUCGCGUGCGGGACGGCCCUGCCGCCGAGGGCGAGACGCGGGCGGAGCGGGAGGAGCGCCGGCAGCGAGACGAGAUCCGCGAGGAGAGGCGCCGCGAGCGCGAGCGCGAGCGCCGGCUGGAAGCGCGCGACGCGCAUGGGCACAAGCGCAGCAAGCUCACGCGCGACCGCGACCGCGACAUCUCUGAGAAGAUCGCGCUGGGACAGGCCAAGGUGUCUGGCGGGGAGGCCAUGUACGACCAGCGCCUGUUCAACCAGGACACGGGCGUCGGUUCCGGCCUGGCCUCGGAGGACGCGUACAACCUGUACGACAAGCCCCUGUUCGCGGACAGGAGCGAAGUGUUCCGCAGCCGCGGGCGGCAGGACGAGGAGGUGCACGGCGCGGGGGCCGGUGGCGACGAUGCGGCCGGCGAGCGCCGGUUCAAGCCAGACAAGGGCUUCAGCGGCGUGGACUAUGGCGCAGCGCGCGACGCCGCAGCGGGGCCCGUGCAGUUUGAGGCCGACGCCGCGCAGGCCGACGUCUUUGGCCUGGACGCCUUCCUCACUGACGUGCGCGGCGGCAAGCGGCGGGAGGGGCCGCUGGGUGACGCGCCCCGCGGCGGGUCCAUGGCCGCAGCGGGCGGCGGCGGCGGCGGCGGCGGCGGCGGCGACGGUGGCCGCAGGAUGGACUUUGUCGGGGCCUCGGGGAGCAAGCAACGCUGA
Molecule: messenger RNA, 1680 nt
Organism: Auxenochlorella protothecoides
Lineage: Eukaryota; Viridiplantae; Chlorophyta; Trebouxiophyceae; Chlorellales; Chlorellaceae
Product: SNW domain-containing protein 1
Exons: 4
Coding region: 1-1680 (559 amino acids)
Biological process (GO): mRNA splicing, via spliceosome
Cellular component (GO): spliceosomal complex
Source: RefSeq, a predicted model, not a curated record